UCUCCCACUUACGAGACUGAAGAUUUCGUUGUUAAAUUUCCGAGGGGGUUGGGAAAACUUUCGCGGAUUCAUUUGAAGAACGGCAUCGACAUUACAAUCUUCUCACCCCUUCUCAAUCUCGACAUUACGAUGAGGGGUUGAUGAUAUCCAGUUCCUAAAGUGCCCGAACCCCGCCUACCAGCUUCGAGAAGCUCGAGUACAAACCACCACACCGACUUUCUUAACUUUAACCUACUUGCCUCGCAAUCUUCGAAGUCAUGGCAACACCAGGUACUGCUCUCCGAGCUCAGCUUGGGAUAUUUACAGUCCAAACCAGAACUCUAGCUGCGAGAAAACCAAGUCAACUCACGCGACCAUGGGUUUGUCACCAAUGCACGAAGUCGAGGGUGAAAGCAGGUUCAAUUGGAAGACGAACCUUCUAUACAAGCUCUGCCAACGACGAGACCACAAAGGCACCCUCUGCGAAUGUCUCGAAAGGCAAUUACUUGCCUCUAGAUACAUUCGCGAGGCGACACAUUGGCCCCUCAGCAGAUACCACGGAGCAGAUGCUGAGAGCAUUGGACCCUCCAGUCAAAGACUUGGACGACUUCGUUAAACAAGUUCUGCCUGGGGACAUCUUAUCUUCCAAAGAUCUUCAAGUUGAUGCUGCAGGAGCUGCAGGAGAAGAAGGGUUCACGGAAUCACAAUUGCUUGCGCGACUUCGGUCAAUUGCUUCGCAGAACACGAUCAUGAGGAGCUACAUUGGGUGUGGAUAUGCCGGCACGCGAGUGCCAGAAGUUAUCAAGAGAAAUGUAUUGGAAGGACCAGGGUGGUACACAAGUUAUACGCCAUAUCAACCAGAGAUCAGUCAGGGCAGACUCGAAUCACUGUUGAACUUCCAAACAUUAGUUUGUGAUUUGACUGGACUCCCAAUUUCGAACGCAUCACUGCUGGAUGAAUCUACUGCUGCUGCCGAAGCUAUGACACUGUCUUUGAGUGCCUCUCGAAGCAAAAGUAAGAACAAAACAUUCUUCGUCAGUCACCUAGUACACCCACAAACCAAAGCGGUACUUCAAAGUCGGGCAGAUGGAUUUAACGUCACAAUUGAGGUCGGCGAUGUGCUCGCAGAUGGUGGCAAGCGGGUAAAGGAGCUUGGCAAUGAUCUCAUUGGAGUUCUUGUACAAUAUCCAGAUACUGAAGGAGGAGUGGAAGAUUUCAAGGGUUUGGCGGACAUCAUUCACAAACAAGGUGCUACUCUGAGUGUGGCAACCGAUCUCCUGGCCUUGACUGUCCUUUCACCACCUGGAGAGUUCGGAGCGGACAUUGCUUUUGGCAAUGCUCAACGUUUUGGUGUACCUUUUGGAUUCGGUGGACCACAUGCUGCCUUCUUUGCAGUAAGCGAUCAGUACAAGAGAAAGAUCCCCGGUCGUCUUAUUGGUGUAUCAAAAGACAGGUUGGGAGACAAGGCAAUGAGAUUGGCUUUGCAGACUCGAGAGCAGCACAUCCGACGUGAGAAGGCCACCAGUAAUGUAUGCACGGCCCAGGCAUUGUUAGCAAACAUGAGUGCAUUCUAUGCUGUCUAUCAUGGACCUCAGGGGCUCAAGAACAUUGCCGAACGAGCUAUCAAUGGUGCCAGAAUCUUGGAGGAGGGCCUACGAUCUCUGGGAUAUGACACUGGUUCAAGGGGCAAAGGAGAGGAUGGAAGAGUAAUCUUCGACACUGUCGUCGUCAAUGUCGGCCAGGGAAAAGCUAACGAGGUCAUGCAAUAUGGCGUUGAAAGAUUCGGCAUCAAUUUGAGAAAGUUCGAUGAAAGUCGCCUAGGCAUAACGAUCGAUGAGACUGUGGAUUUGAAGGAUCUUGAGGAGAUUCUUGCAAUCUUCGCCAAAUUUUCAAGCUCCUCGAAGGGUGUCCAGAUCAGCCAGAUCAUUGAAUCUUUGCCAGUCAAUGGCGCGAUCCCUAUUCCGUCUAAGUUCCAGAGAACGUCCGAAUAUCUCACUCAUCCAGUCUUCAACUCUCACCAUUCCGAAACCGAACUCCUUCGCUACAUCCAUCACCUCCAAUCCAAAGAUCUUUCUCUUACUCAUUCCAUGAUUCCUUUGGGUUCUUGCACCAUGAAGCUCAACGCAACGACUGAAAUGGCGCCGGUGACUUGGCCAGAAUUCGCUUCCAUUCAUCCAUUCGUGCCUCCCAACCAGGCCACUGGCUACAAGGUCAUGAUUGAUGAAUUGGAGGCUGACUUGGCAACGAUCACUGGUUUUGAUGCCGUCUCUUUGCAACCAAACUCUGGUGCCCAAGGAGAAUUCACUGGUCUUCGAGUCAUUCGUAAGUACCAAGAACAACAGCCAGGAAAGAAGCGAGAUAUUUGCUUGAUCCCAGUCUCCGCCCACGGCACGAAUCCUGCAUCUGCUGCUAUGGCUGGAAUGCGUGUUGUCACGGUGAAAUGUGACACAAAAUCUGGGAAUCUCGAUAUGAAUGAUCUAAAAGCCAAGUGUGAGAAACACAGCGAAGAACUAGGUGCCAUCAUGGUCACUUACCCGAGUACAUUUGGAGUAUUUGAACCUGAGAUCAAGGCUGUCUGCAAUCUUGUUCAUCAACAUGGUGGACAGGUUUACAUGGACGGCGCCAACAUGAAUGCCCAAAUCGGCUUGUGCUCACCAGGGGAGAUUGGUGCAGAUGUCUGCCACUUGAACUUGCAUAAGACUUUCUGUAUUCCUCAUGGAGGUGGAGGUCCAGGAGUGGGUCCAAUUGGUGUCAAGUCACACCUUGCUCCUUUCCUUCCUGGUCAUCCUCUGGUCCAGACUGGUGGGGAGAAGGCAAUCGCUCCUGUAAGCGGUGCUCCUUGGGGUAGUGCAAGCAUUCUCCCAAUCAGCUGGGCCUACAUCAAGAUGAUGGGUGGCCGUGGCUUGACACAUGCGACCAAGAUCACACUGUUAAAUGCUAAUUACAUCAUGUCAUGCCUCCGCCCACAUUAUCCGAUCGUUUACACCAAUGCCAAUUCCAGAUGUGCUCACGAGUUCAUUCUUGACGUUCGAGGUUUCAAAGAGACUGCUGGUAUUGAGGCUAUCGAUGUUGCCAAACGACUGCAAGAUUACGGAUUCCAUGCUCCGACUAUGAGCUGGCCCGUGGCGAACACUCUUAUGAUCGAGCCCACAGAGUCCGAGAGCAAAGAGGAACUUGAUAGAUUCAUUAAUGCUUUGAUUUCUAUUCGCAAAGAGAUUCGAGCUAUUGAGGAAGGCAAAGUGCCAAAGGAUCGCAAUGUUCUCAAGAUGGCGCCUCAUACCCAGAAAGACUUGAUUGUUGGCGAGUGGGGUCGACCUUACAGCAGAGAACAGGCUGCAUACCCUCUUCCGUGGCUGAAGGAGAAGAAAUUUUGGCCCAGUGUCACUAGAUUGGAUGAUGCAUAUGGGGACCUUAACCUCUUCUGCACUUGCGGACCAGUUGAGCCUGUCGACGAAGUAGACGGUAUUACAGGUGCAUCGGCCCCUUCACCAACAUAAUUGUACAAUGUAAUGUCACUAUAAGGAGCGGAAAUUUUCAACAUUGAAUGUGCGUGGAGUUGAUGGCAUUACAUAGUCUGGCAUAUAUGGUG
This is a messenger RNA of Mollisia scopiformis, 3568 nucleotides long. Its product is annotated as glycine dehydrogenase-like protein. NCBI's taxonomy places the organism in Eukaryota, Fungi, Ascomycota, Leotiomycetes, Helotiales, Mollisiaceae. The transcript is spliced from 3 exons. Bases 258 to 3476 code for a protein of 1072 amino acids. Gene Ontology annotation, cellular component: mitochondrion; glycine cleavage complex. The record is from RefSeq and is a predicted model, not a curated record. Gene Ontology annotation, biological process: glycine decarboxylation via glycine cleavage system. Gene Ontology annotation, molecular function: glycine binding; glycine dehydrogenase (decarboxylating) activity; pyridoxal phosphate binding.